Messenger RNA from Saprolegnia diclina VS20, 971 nucleotides. RefSeq lists its product as hypothetical. The coding region runs from base 45 to 842 and encodes 265 amino acids. NCBI's taxonomy places the organism in Eukaryota, Oomycota, Saprolegniomycetes, Saprolegniales, Saprolegniaceae. The record is from RefSeq and is a predicted model, not a curated record. The transcript is spliced from 6 exons.
GUUGAGAUCCCAGGAGCGCCACAGCCGCAGCAGCAUCGACCAGCAUGGCCAAGGACGCCACGAAGACGAAGCGCCCAGCUCGUGGAGCAGCGCAAGACGCAUCGACUGAGCCGAGGGCCAAGAAGGCCAAGACGGUCAAGACUAACAAGUCCUCGACACCUGCCCCGGCGGCGGCGCAAGCGGUGCCAGCGGCUGCUGAAGCGGCUACGACUUGCCAGGCAGCGGAGCUCAAGGCGCUCCUUGCCCGCUUGCGCAAGCCCAACGGCCUGGUCUUGAGUGACCGGGCUUUGCGCGAUGCAUGCAUAAAGCUGGGCAUCGACCACGACGGCGCGAAGCUUGCCAAGCUCAAGCGCAUCCGCAAGUGCAUCAAGAAGGUCACGGCCGCGCUCGAGGAUGACUUUAUCCACGAGCGCAUCGCUCAAGAUGCUGCGACGCUGAAGAAGCCCAGAAGCGGAAAGAAACAGGCCGUGAAGGCGGCGACGCAAGUCGUCGACGAGCGCAAGAAGCCUUUGCCCGAAGCCCAGCCAACGCAAGGCAAGACCGGUGCAUCCACGACAACCUCUGCCGGGCAGUCGGCGUGGUUCCCGACCCAAGGUCAUGUGAUCGACAUGAACAACCCCGAGACGCUCGGCGUGCUCCUGCGUCGCCAGCGCAACUUUUGCGACGACGACGUGAUCACAUCCCGCGGUGUUCUUUGCGAACUUCCAGACUUUCGAGCUGGGUUUGGACCCCUUGCCGACCUUCGACGCACGACCCUCGACGUCAAACCGACGCAGAUUCCGGGCCCACCGCACGUUGAAUCGGAAGGAAUUAUCCUUCGCUCUCCCUCGCACCAAACGUAAGACACAUCAGCUUGACCCACUCGUUCCAGCAGCCAACGCAACAUGAACGCUUCAAGUUGUGUCUAGUCUUGUGCGAACCGAGACGCCUUUAGGUUUAAUGAUAUGCAACAGCGUUUUUGGCUUUUGUUG